CCUUCACUGCGCGCCGGUCGCUGGCGAAAUCCGCCCUCCCCAGCGGCCUCUGUCCGCUUCCCUGCCUCGCGCCCUGGUUCCGCCAUGGAAUCCAAUAAAGAUGAAGCCGAGCGCUGUAUCACCAUCGCCCUCAGCGCCAUCAAGAACCGCCAACCGGAGCGGGCAAUGCGCUUCCUGGAGAAGGCACAGAGGCUUUACCCGACGCCGAGGGUGCGCGCAUUGAUUGAAUCUCUCACCCAGAAUGGACAGACUUCUCAUGGCCAGGCUAGGCCAAAAGACACAGCCACUUCUCAUCGGAAAACAGGUGGGGGAGAAACCCCUUCUGCCAAUGGUGAGGCUGGUGGAGAGGGCACGAAAAGCUACACGCAGGACCAGAUGGAAGCUGUGAAAAGGGUGAAGCAGUGUAAAGACUACUAUGAGAUCCUGGGUGUCAGCAGAGAAGCCUCAGAGGAAGACCUGAAAAAGGCCUACCGAAAACUGGCCCUCAAAUUUCACCCGGACAAGAACCAUGCCCCUGGUGCCACAGAGGCUUUUAAAGCCAUCGGUACUGCCUACGCCGUGCUGAGCAACCCUGAAAAGAGGAAGCAGUAUGACCAGUUUGGGGACGAGAAGAGCCAGGCUGCCCGGCAGGGCCAAGGCCACGGGGACUUCCACCGGGGCUUUGAAGCCGACAUCUCUCCUGAGGACCUCUUCAACAUGUUCUUUGGCGGUGGCUUUCCUUCCAGUAACAUCCACGUCUAUAGCAAUGGACGAAUGCGGUACACCUAUCACCAAAGGCCUGACCGCCGCGAGAACCAGGGUGAUGGUGGCCUAGGACUGUUUGUCCAGCUGAUGCCCAUCCUCAUCCUGAUCAUUGUCUCUGCACUCAGCCAAAUGAUGGUCUCCAGCCCACCCUACAGUCUCAGCCAAAGACCGUCAGUGGGGCACGUCCACAAGCGGCUGACCGAGCACCUCAAAGUGCCGUACUAUGUCUCCGAUAACUUUGGGGAAGAGUUCACUGGUUCCAGCUUAAAGACGGUAGAACGGAACGUGGAGGAUGAUUAUGUUGCCAACCUCCGGAAUAACUGCUGGAAAGAAAAGCAACAGAAGGAAAAUUUACUCUAUCGGGCCCGUUACUUUGGAGAUACGGGUCUGUAUCACAAAGCACAGAGGAUGGGCACCCCAAGCUGUAGCCGAUUGUCAGAGGUGCAGGCCUCUCUGCACGGAUAGUCGACGCCGGACCGCCCUGCUGAGGUCCAAACUAUGAAAUACCUGGAGAAUUUUCGGUGAAGUGCACUGAGCCAAGGUGAUGGACAUUAUAUUUAAGGAGCCAAAACCUUAAAUUAAAGUGGAAUUGGAGGAUGAGCAAUGCACAACUGCCCUCUCUCUCACCCAAUAAACCCAGAAAGCUCUUAGGACAGGGAAGACCAGCCACUGAGCUUCUCUCUUCUUCCCAACACCGACCGACCGAGGUUCUGCACUCAGUUCUCUCCUAGGAAACCGCAGCCAUGGCAACGAAAGUAGGAUUUCAAACUUGCAGCAAAUGUGUGUGAGGAGGGAGGAGGAGGAGGAGGCUGGGACAGCCCUUCUUCCUCAUCUCUCAGAGGCUACUGCUCACCUCUCACUGGAAGCCUUCCCACCGGGAGAUGCUGGCUAGGAACAAAUUUAUAGAGGAGGAGGAGUCGGGAAAAUAUAUAGGAUUUAAUUUAUAGUGGGGUGUGUGCGCGUGCGUGUGUGUGUGUGUGUGCGCGCGCGUGUGUGUGUGUGUGUGUGUGUGUGUGUGUGUGUGUGUGUGUGUGUGUGUACAUGCCUAGCUGCGUUCCAUCAGCCAGGCAUGUAGACCAGGUUCUAUAAAUGGUAUACUUUUAACUAUGCAGGGAUCGGGUUAAAUUAUUUGGCGCGUUGCUCUUGCAUUUUAGAGACGGGCCUAUUUUCAGGAGGCAGCCUUCUCUAGAAUGGAGAGAUUAACCCCAGCUGCCAGCACAGGGAUCUUCUGCCCAUUUGCUUUCCCUCGAUGUUUCCCUGGCCCAAGGCUCUGGGGCUGCUUUCCAAGGGCAGAGAGAACGAGGACAGAAUCGAAGUCUCUAGACGACUUGGUCUGAGGCUGCAGGGCUUCAGACUGUGCUGGGGAAAGGAGGGAGAACAUGAUCCUGGGAUUCACCAGCUCUGAGGGAGCAUGGCCUCCUCCCAGGGUUCAGCUCCCCCUCCUGCGAUCCUCGUCAGUGUUCAAAUUUGAUGGAGAAGCCGAUCAGUUUCCCUGUCCCAACCUUGAACCCCCCCCCCAAUGCUGCACCUCAGGGGUCCCCCUUCCCAACAUAGCUUUGCACCACAGAAGUCUGGCACCCUGUCCAGGGGAGUCUGUACUGACCAGAGCCGGGUAAAGAAAGCCUGGCCGAGUUCGGAAUGCACUUACUGAGAGGGAAGGUGGCUGUCCCUCACCUCCUCUUCCUCCUGCUGAACCUCCUAGUCGCUGAGUGGGCUGCUGCCCUGUAGGUGCCCUCAGGGCACAGCUCCCCGGCCUCCAGGGUUCAGAGAUCCUGCACCUGGGAAAGCAAGAAGGCUGCCCCAGAGCCCCUGCCAGUCCCAAGGGGCCUGGACACAGCGGCCACCUCACCGACCAGUCGACCCAGGACAACUUCCAAGCAAACCGAACUCACCCAGGCUGUGUGGCCCACUGGGUCGUUCUUCCACUUUGGACUAAAGAUAUUCUGCUGAACCAGAAUGGUUUUCUUAUCUUCACUUUAUGAAGGAGGAUUUUUCUCAAAACAGCCGUUGCUGCCGGGGUAGGGAGGGAGGUUUUAUUUAUUCCCAAAGUUUAUACCCAGCCUUUUGAAAUCAGCCUAGCUGCCCUGGAAUUGGAUCUUCCUUUGGCAAAGUGUCACUAAGCCCGGUUCCUCCUAAGCCUUACUUCUCCUCUGCUGCCAGGAGCUGAUCCUCUCCUUGAGUUUGUUUGGCCUUUUUUUCUUAAUUUAAAAAACAACAACAAAACGAGGGGGGUAAGGAGGGGGUCCAGAGGGAAAUAUACCAGCUGUUCUAAACUGAUGACUCUGCGCCCACCACCCUCCACCAGGAGAGAUCUCAGUGGAAGGGAACUUGAGAGCAGCCUCGGGCCUGCAGAGUGCACCCACUCACCUGAGUGACACAGCCCCGCCACCCCCCACCCAGUGAUUCCUCCGAGUCGCUAUCCAUGGAUGAUAUAAGCACGGUGCAAUAAAGCAGAGAUCCUGCAGGAUCACCACAGAGGCUGAAUUAGAAUUAUGAAAUUGUACAUCUAUAAAUAAAUGUUUAUAAUGUGAGAGA
Molecule: messenger RNA, 3279 nt
Organism: Dromiciops gliroides (monito del monte)
Lineage: Eukaryota; Metazoa; Chordata; Mammalia; Microbiotheria; Microbiotheriidae
Gene: DNAJB12
Product: DnaJ heat shock protein family (Hsp40) member B12
Exons: 9
Coding region: 85-1209 (374 amino acids)
Biological process (GO): cellular response to misfolded protein
Cellular component (GO): endoplasmic reticulum membrane
Molecular function (GO): Hsp70 protein binding
Source: RefSeq, a predicted model, not a curated record